AUGACGGAUCGUACACCCCCACCUCCUGCGCCACUGCUGCCUCCCCAGGACACCAAUGACACUACCGAUGACGCAGACCUAGUGGACUUCGCGUCAUCUUUGCUGGAAGCAGCUGAUCCCGACUCGGAGCUUCCGGAAUCGACGCUAGACGCCGCGACGCUCGAUGCCGUGCACGCAGCCAUCAACGCGCCACAAGAACUUGCCUCAGAGCCGAUUUUGCCGCCAAAUCUGUCUGCCGAAUCCCAGCAGAAAGAAUCUACAGUUGUAGAGGAUAACGAGGAGGUAACACCAAGCGAAAUCAGCCCUGGAACGGGUUCAACAGCAGACAAUGAAGAUGAGAUCAGGAUCCUUAUGUGGUUUCGACGCGAUCUCCGUCUACAUGAUAAUCUGGCGCUCACUGCAGCGCUGGAGUGGAUAAAACAGGAGCAGGAGAAGACACCGAGUCGUAAGGUGGUGUUUAUCCCGCUCUACAUCGUGCACCGCCCCAAAAUCAUGCUCUGUGGCGUCAACCGCUUCCAGUUCAUGCUCGAGAGUGUCUCGGAUCUGGCCGACGCGUUGGCUGCACGAGGAUCUCGACUUGUGGUGGCCAGAGGAGACGGAGUGCAAGUGUUAAGGCGUUUGCUGUCAGCGUGGCGUAUCUCGCACUUGUUUUUCGACGCAGCAAGUGAGCCAUUUGCAAUCAAUCGAGACAACCGAGCAGUGGCAUUAGCAAGACAAUUGGGCGUCGAGACGCAUGUGACACAUGGAUACACGCUCUACGACUUGGACGCAGUUAUUGCUGGAAAUAACGGAGAGCCACCGAAGACCUACACAGCUUUUCUUCGCGCACUAGCCAUGCAGCCAAAACCACCCAAACCUCUCCCAACGCCCGAAAAAGUGCCAGCGCCUGCGUAUCUGCCCAGUGAACUCUAUCAGCAAGUGGUGGAUUACUGGAAGAAUCGCCUGAAACCCGACCGAGUGACACCGUCGGAGGCGAAGGAGGAAAAGAACGAAGACGAGGAAGAUAAGCAAGAAUUCGAAGACGAAGACGACCCUGAAGAGAAGGAGAAGCAACUGAACGAAAUUGCAGGCCCUGAGCAGCAAUUUACACUCCCUGAAGUCACUGACUUCGGCUACGAAGCUCCUGAGCGACAUCCUUUCAUCUACGGCGGCGAACAAAUUGCGUUGGGUAUUUUACGGGACUAUUGUCGCAAUGAAGGCCGCGUGGUCAAGUUUGAGAAGCCGAAAACUUCUCCGGCACAGACGACCCCUUCUGCUUCGACAACUUCGCUCAGUCCGUACUUGUACUUCGGCUCAAUCAGCCCACGGACGUUCUUACAUCACGUACGAGGCAUUCAGGAACAUCACGCCAAGGCGACAUCAGCUACUCCUGUGAGCUUGGAUGGGCAGCUUCUGUGGCGUGAGUUUUUCCACUGCCAUGGCCGAGCCAACCCGUACUUCGACAAGAUGGAGGAGAGUCCGACUUGUAUGCUGAUUGACUGGCGAUGGCACACAAUCCCAGAGAGGGAGGAGGAUAUGACUGACGACGACAAGCUCGCUCGCUCGCAGUUCAAGGCCUGGAUCGAUGGCCAGACUGGUUUCCCAUGGAUCGACGCUAUCAUGAUCCAACUCAAGGAGGAAGGCUGGAUGCAUCAUCUCGCGCGCCACUCGGUAGCGUGUUUCCUUACUCGCGGAGAUCUGUACAUUUCAUGGGUACGAGGACUCGAGGUCUUCCAGGAGCAGCUGAUCGAUCACGACUGGAGUAUCAACUGUGGCAAUUGGCUUUGGCUUAGUGCCAGCUACUUUUUCUCGGCUUACUUCAGAGUGUAUUCUCCGUCAACAUUCGGCAAGAAAUGGGACCCUGAAGGAUUAUUUAUCCGCAAGUACGUCCCGGCACUGAGCAAGAUGCCAGUCAAAUACAUCUACGAGCCGUGGAAGGCGCCGAUGACUGUGCAGCACUCGGCAGGCUGCCUUAUCGGCAAAGACUAUCCGUUCCCGAUUGUGGAUCACAAGAUCGCUAUGCGUCGUUGUAUGGCGGGCAUGAAAAAGUCAUACGCCCUCAACGAGUACGGUAAACCGCCAGUGUCAAAGCCACCAACAAGCCCACGAUCCAAGCGUCCGCGCGAGAACUCGUCGAGCUCGUCCGAGACGUCCGAAGAGUCGACACAAUAG
Phytophthora nicotianae INRA-310 is the source of this 2151-nucleotide messenger RNA. RefSeq lists its product as hypothetical. The transcript has a single exon. Lineage: Eukaryota; Oomycota; Peronosporomycetes; Peronosporales; Peronosporaceae. Gene Ontology annotation, biological process: circadian regulation of gene expression; entrainment of circadian clock by photoperiod. Gene Ontology annotation, cellular component: cytoplasm; nucleus. Gene Ontology annotation, molecular function: DNA binding; FAD binding. The coding region runs from base 1 to 2151 and encodes 716 amino acids. The record is from RefSeq and is a predicted model, not a curated record.